GGUUUGCUCCCAGACAUCACAAAUUUGUUAGAAAGUUGGAGUAUUUGAGCUUUUUAAAUCACCUCAGCAUACAGGAAACCUCACAAUAAAGAGGGUGGUGAUUUUUGUGAGAGCAUAAGAAUAGAGCUAUAUAUUUGGUAGACAUUUUGGUACUCAAAUAUUUUCCUAAGUGUAACACUGAUCUUGGGUGAUGUGAAAACAUGCCUUUAUCGUUUCGAUUUUUUUGAUUUUGAUAGCUUUGCCACAUAUAUUAUUUGUUCCGUUAUUUUAAACGCCGAUUCAGAUGAUUUGAAUUUGCAUAUUUUUAGUGGUUCUUAUUGAUAUAUUUAUAGGGUACAUUUGUAAAAAAAAAUAUGCAUCGUUUACCACUGAUCUUGUCAACGCCUUCAGUGUAUUGGGAUCGUGAUGCACCGGAGUAUGCUUUAUUUGAAAACGCAAUGAACGAAAGUAAUAUAAACGAAACAGAAUCGUUCUUAUCUAUUUUGGAUGAAGCAGAAAAGUUGGCGAUUAGUAGAAAGAAAAUAUUUCAGAGUCAACUUGAAGGUGCACAUCGUCUUGUAAAUAGUGACCAAUUGGUUGAGGGUUUAAAGAUACUUAAUAUAUUGGUAUUGAGUGCACCGAAGGAAUCUGAUGUUUUUGAACAAGCUUUAAAAAUUAGAGGCGAUUUGUAUCUUCGACAAUGUUACUUUCAGGGAGCUAUAAAUGAUUUUGAAAUGUUUCUGCAUUCAAGCAAAAAAAGAAAUGAUCACUCGCAAUUAUGUGAAAUUCAUGGAAGUAUUACUAUCGCGUGUUAUAUGAUGCGAUUUUACGACAAAGCAAAAAGGCAUUUACGUUCGUACAAUAAAUAUAAAGCCAAGUUAUCACAAGAAUGCGUCAAUAAUAAUAUACUGGAGACAAUUAAUGCCCAUAUUUUCCGUUUUGAAUGUGAACUGGAUGAUUAUAACAAGGUGGAGUCCAAAUCUGAUACCACAUCACAAGAAAUACCACAUCUUGGAUUUAAUGAGGGAAAAGAAAUAAAGCCAAUACCGUCAGCUUGCACAUACAUAAAUAUCGAUCAUAAACAAAGCAAAUUUUCCGGAGUAUUUCCUAAAGUUGAUUUACCUAAAGCAAGUGCUAUUUUUUUAGAAAAACCAUUGAGUACAGGUCUGAAUGUGCCAUUAAUUCAAUGUGAAUUAUGUUUACACAGAAGUGAUCAAGUGUAUACUUGUUUCAAUUGUCGCUAUAAAACAUAUUGCUCAUUUGACUGCAUAGAAAAGGAUCAAAAGAUCCAUCAGUAUGAAUGUUCGGCAUAUAGAAGUCUUCUGAUUUAUAUUUUAGAUGCGCAAAACCUGUAUCGUUUAUUUAUUAAAGUGUCGAUGCACCUAGAUGAGCAUAUAUUCUCCAAGAAAUUAUUUAGGAAGCUGAUGUCAGCAGAAGACAUUUUGAAAAAUAUAGAGGAAAGCGUGGACAUUGAAAACUCUGAGUUCGGUUUUCUGAUGAAUUUAUUGCGAGUUAAACCAAAUUACAACAAAUUGCACAAUAUGCAAUAUUCCACAUUGGUUGUAACGGCCUUUCGUUUAACGAUGUUUAUAUUCAGAAAAGCCAACUUGAUUCUUAGAUUUUAUAAAAAACUUCGAACACCGGAUACACAUAAAAUGGUUCUAGUUGGUGUCAUAUUGAUGCGUCUCUUUUGUCAUUUGCUUUUGAACACUUUCGACUUCGAAUAUUUAAUUUCGUUGGUGGGAAAAAAACAGACAUAUAAAACAGUUUACGAUGAAAUAGCAGAAUGGACAAAACUUAUAACUCCAGUUCGACCGGAGGAUAGUGAAAAUAAACUCGAAUGUUACAAUUUAACCAAAGCUGAAAUUUUAGAGAGUUCAACGCGAAAUUUAGAAAUUUCAGAGGAACAAGAAAAAUAUAUGAGCAAUUUUACACCACUUAAACACACACAAUUAUGUAAUCCGAUAGAACGUCCCCUUUCUAUAUUUAAGGAUAAAUUAGUGGAACUAUAUUUUAGUCCAAGUGACACCCAAUUUAUAAUGUACGGCUAUAUGGCUGAAAUUACAACUUCUCACAAAGCCAUGAGUGCAUCGAUAGCGAAAAUGCCGAGUAUGGAACGCCUAAAGUUCGUACGAUCAUUUGUGAUUAAUUUCCACACACACUUCUUGAAUUACUUUUUACGGUUAGGAGUAAGCUUCAGUCAUGUGCGCCAGAUAUUAUCACAGCAUUGUCCUACUCUGCGUAAAUUCAAACAUUCGUGUGAUCCUAAUGUAAAAGUUGUUGUACUUGAUAACGGGAUGUUAAUGGGCAUAGCUUUGCGAGAUAUAAAAAAAGGAGAAGAGUUAGUGGUUUCCUUUAAAGCAAAUUGCAUUCGGCAUACACGUACGGAGAGAACUACAUUUUUGAAACAUAUAAAUAUCCAAUGCCAGUGUAAAGCCUGUCAAAUUCCUGUGGAAAAAGAGCUAAUUAAUAUUCGACAAGGAAUUUACUGCGAUGUCUGUUGUGGACACAUUAUAACUGCAAGUGAAGUAAAAUGUUCGCAAUGUGGAAAAAAUUUCAACAUACUCCUACUAAAAUAUCGAAAAGAGGUUACAAUGAUGGAAAAUAAUAUUGCACGCCUUACGAAUCCUGAAACUGAUAAGCGGAAACUGUAUUUAGUAAAUACAGUACUUUAUCUGCGUAUGAAAAAUAACUUCGUACCUUCGAAUGAAAUACGUAUUCAAGUGGAGCUGAGAUAUGCAAGGUACCUAGCGCUAAAAAAUUUUGCUGAAAAAUCAUAUCAAGUAUUGUGCGAAAUUAACAGGAAUAUUGCUCAGUAUUACAACGAAGAUAUUCUUUGGUUUUCUUUUUAUUCUGAUAUGCUUUUAGUAAUAAAAAUUAUUAUGUACUACAAUGUGGAUGAAAAACUUAACCCAAUAUCUCUUUAUUGUCUGCUGGAACUUUGUGAAUUUGCAUUAUAUAUACUUAAUGGGCAGCAUGAGAACCUAUGCCUUUUGAAAAUAGAUACUUUGGUACACACUGAAAUAUAUGAUGAGAUAAAGAUAUUCAAGAAAUGGAAGGUAACUCUUCAAUAUACUGCCUCCAUAAUUAAUGUAGUACCUAUUUCGGAAGAAAAUAAGGACUUAGCAGACGACGCAGAAAAUUUAUCCCACUUAAACAAAUCUAGUGAUAAUUAAUAAAUGCUUUCAUAAAAUGAUAAUAUGAUGUGAUUUCUAAAUGUCUUUGAAUUUUAAAUUUUUCAUUUCACUUAGCCUUAUUUCAAGUUUAGUGUAAAUUCAUGACACGCAAUUUAUGUAAUGAAGUUAAUUAUUGUAUCUUGAAUAAUGAACUACUGAUGUUAGUAUAACCGUAAUUAGUUUAAAUGUAAGGCUAAUGUACUUGUGUCAAUAUUAUAAAGAAACGACAUGUGUCCAUAAUAUUGUAAUACUAAUGUGAUUAUAUUAGUCCUAUAAAUGAUUCAUAAUAUUUUUAUGUACACACAUAGCAUUUAUUUUUACCAUAUUUUACUGAUUUACCCGUUUUUAU
This is a messenger RNA of Bactrocera dorsalis (oriental fruit fly), 3504 nucleotides long. RefSeq lists its product as uncharacterized. NCBI's taxonomy places the organism in Eukaryota, Metazoa, Arthropoda, Insecta, Diptera, Tephritidae. The transcript has 13 exons. The record is from RefSeq and is a predicted model, not a curated record. Bases 354 to 3155 code for a protein of 933 amino acids. Gene Ontology annotation, molecular function: protein binding.